AUGAAUAAGUAUUAAGUCUUGAGCAUACUUGAAGAAGCUGAUUAUUUUAAACUUUAUAAGUGUCUUAAUAAAGAAACAUAAAAAAUUAUAGCUAUUAAGGCAUACAAAUUAAAUAUCAACUAAGUCGAGGAAAAAAAACGGAUAGAGAGGGAAGUAAAGAUUAAGAAAAUGCUACAUCACAAAAAUAUAGUUGAUAUAAUUGAAAUUUGUUAAAAGAAUAAUGAAAUAUACAUUGUUGAAGAGUAUGUAGAAAUUAGCUUAUCAAAUUAUCUUAAAUAGGGAAGUUAAUAAAAAGGAUUAGAUUAAAAUGUCAUUCCAAAUAUAAUGUAUUAGGUUUUAUCAUCUAUAAAUUAGUGUCACAAAUAUGAUAUUAUUCAUUAAAAUAUUAAACCUAUGCAUAUAUAUAUCAAUCCUUCAAAUUAUGAGUUAAAAUUAAAUGGAUUUCGUUUAGCUAGAUAAUUACCUUAAAAAGGUGAAAUAGUUACAGAUUAUGUAGAAGCAAGAUGGUAUAAAUCACCAGAGUAUCUUUUAGAUUACAGAAAAUACGGAAAACCGGAAGAUAUUUGGGCAGCUGCUUGUGUCAUGGCAGAAUUAAUUGAUGGUGAACCUUUAUUUCCUGGUUAAGGAGAAAUAGAUUAAUUUUAUAGGAUUGUAUAGGUGAUAGGUCCACUUACAAAUUAAUAUGAGAAUUUAUUCAAAAAAAAAUAUAAAGAUUUAAAAUUUCCAAUUAUUAAAAAUUUUAAUUCUAUUGAAUUGAGAUAUCAAGGCAAAAUUAAUGCUGAAGGGCUAGAUUUAAUGAAAAUGAUGCUUAAAAUGAAUCCAGACGAAAGAAUAACAGCUGAAUAAUCUUUAAGUCAUCCUUUCUUUGAUAAAUUAAAAUCAAAAAUUGAUAAUGAAAAGGGAGCUUUUAUAUAAAAUAAAUUAUCUAAUCAAAUAAAAGAAAACUUAAAGAAUUAAGCUCACUAGGAUUUAUAAAAAAAUUGA
This is a messenger RNA of Tetrahymena thermophila SB210, 984 nucleotides long. Its product is annotated as cyclin-dependent kinase-like Serine/Threonine kinase family protein. Gene Ontology annotation, biological process: intracellular signal transduction; protein phosphorylation. The transcript has a single exon. Gene Ontology annotation, cellular component: cytoplasm; nucleus. Lineage: Eukaryota; Ciliophora; Oligohymenophorea; Hymenostomatida; Tetrahymenidae. The record is from RefSeq and is a predicted model, not a curated record. Gene Ontology annotation, molecular function: ATP binding; MAP kinase activity.